UUACGAAAAGAUUGUUGUGGAGUUUUAGUUUUCGGAAAUUUGGUAAAAAUGUCUACUGCCCUUGAACCAGCUCGUGAAAAAGCUUUGCAAGAUUAUCGCAAAAAACUACUAGAACAUAAGGAAGUGGAAUCCAGGUUAAAAGAAUUGCGAGAAUCCUUGAAGGAAUUAACAAAGCAGUUUGAUAAGUCCGAAAAUGAUCUAAAAGCGUUGCAAAGCGUCGGUCAAAUCGUUGGAGAAGUCUUAAAACAGUUGACCGAAGACAAGUUUAUUGUAAAAGCUACUAAUGGGCCUCGUUACGUCGUAGGUUGUCGUCGGCAACUAGAUAAAACUAAGUUAAAAUCUGGGACUCGCGUAGCGCUCGAUAUGACUACCUUGACCAUCAUGCGUUAUCUACCGCGUGAAGUAGACCCGCUAGUCUAUAACAUGUCUCACGAGGAUCCCGGGGAAGUACUAUAUUCUUCCAUUGGUGGUCUUUCCGAGCAAAUUCGCGAAUUGCGUGAAGUAAUCGAAUUGCCUCUGCUUAAUCCGGAGUUGUUUUUGCGGGUUGGAAUUACACCGCCGAAGGGGUGCUUGCUAUAUGGUCCCCCCGGUACAGGAAAAACCCUGCUGGCCCGAGCCGUCGCAUCCCAGUUGGAUGCUAAUUUCCUUAAAGUGGUUUCAUCGGCAAUAGUUGAUAAAUAUAUAGGAGAAUCUGCUCGCCUGAUUCGUGAAAUGUUCAACUAUGCUCGUGAUCAUCAACCAUGUAUUAUUUUUAUGGAUGAAAUUGAUGCAAUCGGUGGCAGACGAUUCUCCGAAGGUACAUCUGCCGAUCGUGAAAUCCAGCGAACAUUGAUGGAGCUUCUUAAUCAAAUGGAUGGCUUUGAUUCACUAGGACAGGUUAAAAUGAUUAUGGCCACAAAUCGACCGGACACACUGGACCCUGCACUCUUGCGUCCAGGACGCUUAGAUAGAAAAAUUGAAAUUCCUCUGCCCAACGAACAAGCGAGACUGGAAAUCCUGAAAAUUCAUGCCAAUCCCAUUGCUAAGCAUGGAGACAUUGAUUAUGAAGCGGUGGUCAAGCUUUCGGAUAACUUCAAUGGAGCGGACCUCCGCAACGUAUGCACUGAAGCCGGUCUGUUUGCGAUUCGCGCUGAGAGAGAAUACGUCAUUCAAGAAGACUUUAUGAAAGCUGUGCGAAAAGUUGCCGAUAACAAGAGAUUGGAAAGUAAAUUGGAUUACAAGCCGGUUUGAAUUACAUAUUACCAAAUGCUCAUCAAACAAAUCUAUAGAUUUAUAGUAUUUCUCAAUUGCAAAUCUAACUUUUUCAGCAUAAAAAUAAAAGGAAAAUAAAUAAGA
This is a messenger RNA of Sabethes cyaneus, 1335 nucleotides long. It is a transcript of the gene Rpt4, whose product is annotated as 26S proteasome regulatory subunit 10B. The coding region runs from base 49 to 1230 and encodes 393 amino acids. Gene Ontology annotation, biological process: positive regulation of RNA polymerase II transcription preinitiation complex assembly. Gene Ontology annotation, cellular component: proteasome regulatory particle, base subcomplex; cytosolic proteasome complex. NCBI's taxonomy places the organism in Eukaryota, Metazoa, Arthropoda, Insecta, Diptera, Culicidae. The record is from RefSeq and is a predicted model, not a curated record. Gene Ontology annotation, molecular function: ATP binding; ATP hydrolysis activity; proteasome-activating activity. The transcript is spliced from 3 exons.